Prunus armeniaca (apricot) is the source of this 1194-nucleotide messenger RNA. The record is from the annotation of a GenBank genome assembly. NCBI's taxonomy places the organism in Eukaryota, Viridiplantae, Streptophyta, Magnoliopsida, Rosales, Rosaceae.
AUGAACCCUACUGAUAGAGAGCAUACGACAUUCAUCACGGACAGGGGAUUGUACUAUUAUAACGUCAUGUCGUUCGGCCUUAAGAACGCGGGGGUAACAUAUCAAAGGCUCGUCAACCGAAUCUUCGCCAAACAUAUCGGUAGCAUCAUGGAAGUAUACGUCGACGAUAUGUUGGUAACAAGCAGGACUGCUGAAGAGCAUCUACAUAAUUUGGCCCUUAUGUUCGAUAUUAUGAAGGACUACCGAAUGAGGCUGAACCCAGCAAAGUGCGCAUUCGGUGUGUCUUCCGGUAAGUUUUUGGGUUUCAUGAUCAGUCAGAGAGGGAUCGAAGCAAAUCCCGAGAAAAUCAAAGCCAUAAUUGACAUGGAAAAGCCGAAGAUGCAGAAGGACCUUCAAAGCCUUACCGAGCAUGUCGCUGCCUUAACACGCUUCAUUUCCAAGGCCACGGAUAAGUGCGUACCGUUUCUUAAAGCCUUGAAAGGGGGCAAACAGCGUAUCACGUGGACUGCCGAAUGCGACCAGGCAUUUCAAGACUUGAAGAACUAUAUGGGUAGAGCACCAUUAUUGUCGAAGCCACUCCCAGGAGAGGUUCUAUUUCUCUAUCUAUUGGUAUCAAGCACUGCUGUCAGCUCGGUGCUGAUACGCAAACUAGAGAAAGCAGAACUACUGAUCUUAUACAUCAGUAAGGCGCUGCAGAACGCAGAGAUUCGGUACCCUCCCUUGGAACAGCUAGCCUUAGCUCCCGUGGUCUCAGCUCGAGGACUCCGUCCAUACUUCCAAGCGCACGAAAUUACAGUUUUAACCAACCAAUCGCUCCGGCAUUUCAAGCCAAAACCUGCGGAGAAAGGUCAGGUCGUCACUGACUUCAUCUCCGAGCUCACACCUUCGGUAGUGCCAGAGCUAGCCAGUUCAGACGCUGAUGCCGGGGAAUCAGGCAAGCGGAAUGCUGAACAAUUCAACACUUCCGUUCCCAUAUGGAUUCUGCAUGUCGACGGUUCGGCAAAUCAACAAGGUUGUGGAGCUACCCUGGUGCUGACUACUCUAGACGGAGCCAAGGUCGAAUAUGCCCUCCGAUUUAACUUCAGAACCUCCAACAACGAGGCAGAGUAUGAAGCUCUUUUGGCCAGCCUUCGACUACCUAUCGGCAGACUUCCAGCUCAUAGUGAAUCAGACAACGGUAGACUUUGCAGCUAG